GUGUGGGACGUCCAGACCCUGCAGAAGGUGAACACAAUCCGUGCCCAUGACAACCCGGUGUGUACGCUGGUGUCCUCCCACAGCAUGCUGUUCAGCGGAUCCCUCAAGGCCAUCAAGGUGUGGGACAUAGUGGGGACAGAGUUGAAGCUGAAGAAGGAGUUAACAGGACUGAACCACUGGGUUCGUGCUCUGGUGGCCUCUCAGAACCACCUCUACAGUGGAUCAUACCAGACCAUCAAGAUCUGGGACAUCCGUUCCCUGGACUGUGUUCAUGUCCUCCAGACCAGUGGGGGCAGUGUCUAUUCCAUCGCUGUCACCAACCAUCACAUCGUCUGUGGCACCUACGAGAACCUUAUACACGUCUGGGAUAUAGAGUCCAAGGAGCAGGUCCGAACCCUAACAGGUCAUGUGGGAACAGUGUACGCUCUAGCAGUCAUCUCUACACCAGACCAGACCAAGGUGUUCAGCGCCUCCUAUGACCGCUCACUCAGGGUGUGGAGCAUGGACAACAUGAUCUGUACCCAGACCCUCCUCAGACACCAGGGGAGUGUAACCGCCCUGGCCGUCAGCAGGGGGCGCCUGUUCUCUGGAGCUGUGGACAGCACCGUCAAGGUGUGGACAUGUUAGAGGAUGCUGAUUGGUUUGAGAGGUUGCUGUCGAGGAGAGCAGCUGUAUGUUCCCACCUCAGUGGACCACCCUGUGUCAAACGGACCAUAUGAACUCUUGACACACACACACACACACACACACUGAUUGGUUCAUCAUCCUUGAGGAUCAUGACUGUUUUUAAUAUAUCUACUAUAUGAACUUUAACCCCUGAUGUGGGCAGGGUCAGAAGUGAUCACGACCUUUGUGUCCUUAGCCCAGUGCAUUAUGGGUGGAGCUGCCAUACCUUAGCUCUGCCCACUGACGACACCAGCCCUCCCCUGAUUGGGACAAUUCCAGAACUGUGUACUGAAGACUUGUUAGCUCCCCAAGUUAAUGCCUUGGCUUCAGUUCAGUCCCCCGGGGGACUGGACCGGUACUGACCCGGAGGGACUGGACCGGUACUGACUGGACCGGUACUGACUGGACCGGUACUGACCUGGGGGACUGGACCGGUACUGACCUGGGGGACUGGACCGGUACUGACCCGGAGGGACUGGACCGGUACUGACCCGGGGGACUGGACCGGUACUGACCCGGGGGACUGGACCGGUACUGACCCGGGGGACUGGACCGGUACUGACCCGGGGGACUGGACCGGUACUGACCCGGGGGACUGGACCGGUACUGACCCGGGGACUGGACCGGUACUGACCCGGGGGGACCGGACCGGUACUGACCCGGGGGGACCGGACCGGUACUGACCCGGGGGGACCGGACCGGUACUGACCCGGGGGGACCGGACCGUUACUGACCCGGGGGACCGGACCGUUACUGACCCGGGGGACCGGACCGGUAUUGACCCGGGGGACCGGACCGGUACUGACCCGGGGGACUGACCCGGUGACCGGACCGUUACUGACCCGGGGGGACUGGACCG
Oncorhynchus nerka (sockeye salmon) is the source of this 1525-nucleotide messenger RNA. Its product is annotated as E3 ubiquitin-protein ligase TRAF7. Gene Ontology annotation, molecular function: protein binding. The annotation marks the transcript as partial. The transcript has 6 exons. Lineage: Eukaryota; Metazoa; Chordata; Actinopteri; Salmoniformes; Salmonidae. The record is from RefSeq and is a predicted model, not a curated record.